This is a messenger RNA of Cryptococcus wingfieldii CBS 7118, 1635 nucleotides long. Its product is annotated as MFS transporter, SP family, general alpha glucoside:H+ symporter. The transcript is spliced from 6 exons. Gene Ontology annotation, molecular function: carbohydrate:proton symporter activity. The coding region runs from base 1 to 1635 and encodes 544 amino acids. The record is from RefSeq and is a predicted model, not a curated record. Lineage: Eukaryota; Fungi; Basidiomycota; Tremellomycetes; Tremellales; Cryptococcaceae. Gene Ontology annotation, cellular component: membrane. Gene Ontology annotation, biological process: transmembrane transport; carbohydrate transport.
AUGAGCGGUCAGAUCGUUCAGACCACCCCAUACAACGAUACCGCCAAGGCAGAAGGAGAUGUCCCAUACAACGAUACUGCCAAGGCAGAAGGAGAUGUUGAGCAUAUUGAAAAGGCCGGAGGCGUGGACUACAAAGCAGGGGCGAUGGAGGCCGAAAAUGCAGAGCAUGCCAUGACGGUUUUGGAGGCUGUCAGGGCAUACCCUAUGGCUUGCUUUUGGGCUUUCAUCAUGUCGUUUUGCAUCGUCAUGGAGGCCUACGAUGUCUUCUUGAUCGGCAAUUUCAUCGCCAUGUCGGAAUUCAAAACUCGAUACGGUAUCAUGGACUCGACCGGCGCUUAUGUGAUCGCGACCAAAUGGCAAUCAGCGCUGCAAAUGUCUGGUCAGCUCGGCGCUUUGAUCGGUGUCUUCCUUGCUGGGCCGCUCACCAGUCGUAUUGGAUACCGUUGGGCCACAUUCUCAGGGCUCAUGGUUUUGAACGGCUUCAUCUUCAUCAUGUUCUUUGGCGACUCGCUCCCCGUAUUUUUCGCUGCUCAACUGCUCGAGGGCAUUCCUUGGGGCAUCUUCAUCGCCAAUGCACCUGCCUAUUGUAGCGAGAUUGUCCCUCUGCGACUCCGUGCUCCGUGUACGCAGAUGCUGCAAAUGUUCUGGGCUAUCGGAGCUAUCAUUGUUGGGGCGGUCACAUAUGUCUAUAACAAGCGGAUGGACACAAUGGCACACAAACUACCUAUCGCUUUACAAUGGCUGUUCCCAACACCCCUCGCCAUUCUCAUCUUUCUUGCCCCCGAAUCACCCUGGUGGCUUGUGCGCAAGGGUCAUUACGAUCGGGCUGCACGGUCGAUUGAGCGUCUCGGUACCAAGGCGAAGCUCAACGCAGCGGAGAGUGUUGCCAUGAUGCGACGAGUUGUCGAGAUGGAACAGUCCGCUACGGCGCCAAGCUACAUCGAACUGUUCAGAGGCAGCGAUUUCCGGAGGACGUUGAUUGUUUGCUUUGUCUACGCGGCUCAAAACCUUACUGGCAACUUGAUCGCGAAUCAAGCCGUUUACUUUUUCGAACAGGCUGGUAUGACAACCGACACUGCCUUUGCUUUGGGUCUCAUCACCUCGGCACUGCAGAUGGUCUUUGUCAUGGCAUCAUGGGUCCUCACCACCUACUUCGGUCGACGCACUCUCUAUCUGUGGGGUUCCGCCGUCAAUACAAUACUGCUCAUAGCCCUGGGUAUCGCUGGGUCGAUCGGCUCGUCGCACUCGGCACAAUACGCCCAGGCUAGUCUGGGCCUGAUCAUCUCCGUCUUGUUCACCUUUGCCGUUGCGCCUGUGUCGUGGGUGUAUAUCGGAGAGACCUCUGCUAUCCGCCUGCGGCCUCUGACAACUGGUAUCGGUCGGGCCUCUUACUAUAUCAUAGAGAUUCCAUGCAUCUUCUUGGCUUCGUACAUGCUCAACCCCACGGGAGGCAAUCUCGGCGGCAAAUGCGGUUACGUUUGGGGAGCAACCGGUCUCAUCUGCUUUGUCAUCGCCUUUUUCUGUUUGCCUGAAAUGAAGGGACGAUCAUACCGAGAGAUAGACCUCUUGUUCCGACGCGGUACCUCCACUCGAAAGUUCAAAACUACCGAGAUCGGUGUGGACGAAGACCAGUAG